UAGUUCACUACAAAUUGUUGUUUAUGUUCCGAGACAGUGUGAUGUUAUUGUCUUUCUGUGCCAAGUGGAAAUAAAAAAAAAAGAUGAAUUCUAUUGAGCUAGCUAUUGUGUGAGUAUCGACAUGACAAUUCAAACAAAAAAGCGCUGAUAAUGUUGUCAGCUGGGUACAGUUUUGAGUUGAUUCAUGUAUGCAAAGGAAUGUGACGUACAGUUUCUGAUACAGUUUCCAAGACCAAAUGAUCGAUGAGAAAUCCCUUAGUACUGCACAGAAGCAUGUGAGCGAUGCAUUUAAAGCAUUCCUUGUGUGAUACAUGUGUUACGGUCGGGACUGAGACGCUACAAAAGAGAGAGAGGGAUUGUGCUUCAUAACAGACCUCUGUGACUUCAGCGUUUACUUCUUGACUGGGUUUGAGCAGACAGCAUCUCUUAUUCAGGAUGAGAUUUUAAGAGCAUCUCACAGCAGAUGAGGGGCUGAAGUUCUGGCUUCUUUUAUCCCUCUUGGUCACCCCUCACAUUUACCAUCCUUAACCUUCCUUUCCCCCCCUCCAUGCCGUCUCUUUGAGAAUGGAUGGUAAACCAUUGGGACAGGCCAGCGUGAACUCCUCCUACAUUCCCACCAUCAUCUCCUCCAUGUCUGAUGAAGAGCAUCCUGAGGGUGAGGAGACGGGGGGCGACACCUCCCCGCUGCUCACCCGGCAGCAGCAGCCCACGGGACCCCUGGGGGCCCGUCACUGCCCGGAGGACUCCUAUAAUCGGGUGUAUAUCAUCUUCUUCCUGAUGGGUAUCGGCUCUCUGCUGCCCUGGAAUUUCUUCAUCACAGCCAAACACUACUGGCUGUACAAGCUGAGUAACAACUCCAGCCCUGCUGGCCAUGAGGAACAACACAAUGAACUCAGCGACUACUUUGAGAGUUACCUUGCCAUUGCUUCCACUAUUCCCUCAGUGGUGUGUCUCAUCAUCAACUACCUUCUGGUCAACAGGUUGUCCUCUCAGGUGCGGAUCCUCUUCUCUCUGUUUGUGAUCUUGCUUGUGUUUGUGGUGACCACAGUGCUGGUGAAAGUGGACGUGUCUGGCUCUAGGAUCCAGUUCUUUGAGGGAACACUGGUUAGUGUGGCGCUGGUCAGUGGAGCAUCCAACAUCUUCUCGGGCAGUGUGUUUGGCAUCAGUGGCCACUUUCCCAUGAGGAUAUCUCAAGCACUCAUAUCAGAAAGUAAUGAAAGUCAGAUGGCUUCGGAAGGUCAUGAGGGUCAGGCCAUGGGCGGCAUGUUGAGCGCAGUGGCUUCAAUAGUGGAUCUGGCUGCCGCCAGUGACGUGUCCAACAGUGCGCUGUUUUACUUCCUCACCGCUGAUGUCUUCACUCUGCUCUGUAUCUUCAUGUACCUGCUGCUGCCCAGACUGGCUUACUCACGAUACUACAUGGAAGUGGCUUCUAUAUCCUGUAGUGAGUCUAACACCCACAACAGCAGCUCAGACCCAACAAAUGUAUCUGUGCCACCCCUCAUACCAAUACUGAAGAAGAUCUAUGUGCUGGGCCUCUGUGUCUUCUACGUUUUCUUCAUCUCCAUCAUGAUAUUCCCCGCCGUCUCCUCUGGGAUCCAAUCAUUGAAUAAAGACUCUGGAAACCCCUGGACUUCUACGUACUUUGUGCCCCUCACUAGUUUUUUACUGUAUAAUGUCGCAGACUUCUGCGGCCGUCAGGUCACCGCCUGGCUUCAGGUACCGGGACCCACCAGUCGCAAACUGCCACUGCUGGUCCUCUUCAGAACUGUCUUGGUUCCGCUGUUCGUGUUCUGCAACUAUCAACCGCGGUACCACCUGCACAAUGUGUUUUUUGCACAUGACCUCUUCCCCGUGGUGUUCGUCUGCCUGCUGGGGAUUUCCAAUGGGUACCUGGGCACGCUUCCCAUGAUCUACGGGCCUAAAGUUGUUCCGCGGGAGUUGGCCGAGCCUGCUGGUGUCAUCAUGUCCUUCUUCCUCACGUUUGGGCUAGCUGUCGGAUCGGCCUUCUCUGUGGCACUGGUUCACUGGAUCUGAGUGCCAAUGACUGGCUGCCAAUUAGACUUUUAAAAAGUGCCACAGCAUGGACCAUUUACACUACAGCACCCAAUAACUAUCUGUUGCCAAGAACUAUUUUUAUUUGAUUUAAAACUUUUAAUACCUUGAUAUAAGUCUUUUUUGUUGUUACUCAUUUUAUUGUUCCCAUGGAGUUUAAAUCUAAAUGUUUUUUUAAUCUGUAAUUAAAAACAUUUGAAUUAAAGCAGUAUUGUUUUCAUUGUACUGUCCCCAAGCACAUGGGUAUAUUUUUUCUCUAUUUAAAUCUAAAUGUUUACUGAAUACUUAGAUUCAAAUUCCUUUUUAGGUCAAUUAAAAUGUAAUUUUACUGUCAUCUUUUAUUUAAAAAUAUAUAUUUAUAUGAUUUGGGGCCUUUGUAAUAAAAACAUUUUGAUAAAAAGCAGCUUUUUUCCCCCUUUGUAUUCCCAUUUCAGUGACCCCAGGCACAUGAAUAUAAAUUUUGUAUUAGUUUGAAUCUAAAUGUUUACCGAAUAUUUAAAUUCACUCUUUUUGAAGUCAAUUUAAAUGUCAUUUUAUUGUCAUCUUUUAAAAAAAUAUAUGAUUUUGGGACUCAAUUAAGUCCUUGAUUCAAAUUCCUUUUAAAUUUAAUUUAAUUGUCAUGUUUAUUAGGAAAAUAUACUAUAAUUUGGGGCUCAAGAUAGUCUUUUAUAAUAAAACAUUUGGAUAAAAACAGCAUUGUUUCUUUAACUCAUUUUACUGUCCCCAGGCACAAGACCCCAUAAAAUAAAAAUUGCUGUUUUGAGGGUUUAU
Molecule: messenger RNA, 2823 nt
Organism: Myxocyprinus asiaticus (Chinese sucker)
Lineage: Eukaryota; Metazoa; Chordata; Actinopteri; Cypriniformes; Catostomidae
Product: equilibrative nucleoside transporter 3-like
Exons: 9
Coding region: 565-2034 (489 amino acids)
Biological process (GO): nucleoside transmembrane transport
Cellular component (GO): Golgi apparatus; plasma membrane
Molecular function (GO): nucleoside transmembrane transporter activity
Source: RefSeq, a predicted model, not a curated record